AUUGCAACAAUUGUAGGCACGGCGGAACCCCAUUCAUUUGACGCUCUUGUCUCCAAAGCUAGAAAUGUUGAAAGACAAAUAGGCCGACAAAAGAAUGUGCCUCAAAAAUCUCGAAUGACUAAAGAUAAGAAGUUUGAUAAUAAGAAGCAAACAAAGAAAGAUGAGGCCAUGCCUACAUUUGUCAAUGUCAAUAAGAAGAUAGAAAAUGGAAAAGGAAAUGAAAUCCCUAAAAAUGGGAAAGAAACUUCCAAAAAUCCCUUAUUCAAAUAA
This is a messenger RNA of Ilex paraguariensis (yerba mate), 270 nucleotides long. The record is from the annotation of a GenBank genome assembly. NCBI's taxonomy places the organism in Eukaryota, Viridiplantae, Streptophyta, Magnoliopsida, Aquifoliales, Aquifoliaceae.